Messenger RNA from Hydra vulgaris (swiftwater hydra), 3604 nucleotides. Its product is annotated as zinc finger MYM-type protein 1. The record is from RefSeq and is a predicted model, not a curated record. Gene Ontology annotation, molecular function: protein dimerization activity. NCBI's taxonomy places the organism in Eukaryota, Metazoa, Cnidaria, Hydrozoa, Anthoathecata, Hydridae.
UUUUAAAUUGUAGAAAUAAUUUUAUCUUAAAAAAUAUUCUGUCUCAUGUCACAUAAAAUUUCAAAUUCGAGAAAAAAGUUGUCUGGUUAUGAGUACAGAAAAAGAAAGUCCGUUAAAGAUCAAAAAUUUGAAAAAAUUAAAAAAUUCAUGAGCAUUGAAAAAUAUGUUGCUUAUAAAAAAUCUGACGAAGGUCGUGAAGAUUUUAACCCUGAUGCUUCAACUAUCUCUACGACUAUGUCCAAUAAAAUUAGAGAACCUUCAACAAUACUCAAAAAUAGUUGUAUAACUUCAUUGCAAAUUGAAGUAGAUAAUGAACCAGUUAUUUUAAAAGAUUCGAAUUAUUUAUCAGAAAUUUUUUUACAAGAAACACUUAAUUUAUUGGAUUGUGGAAAUUGGCCAAAAUUUCGAUCUAGCAACUUUGUGGACCGUUUAAUCAAACUUGGUCCUUUUCAAAUUACAAAGGAAAAAUACCCUGAAGAUAGAAAUGGUCGACAUUUUUCUAGCAUUUAUAACAAUAGAAAGCUUGCGAAUGUAGAAACCUUUUGCCGUAGAUGGUUGGUUUAUUCAGAUUCUAAAAACUUCGUAUUUUGUUUUUGCUGUCUACUUUUUGAUAAUAAUUCAAAGUCAAACUUAGUCUCUGAUGGUUUCAAGAAAUGGAGACAUUUAACUGAAACAUUGGAAAUUUAUCAAAACAGCGUCUCUCAUACGAAAUGUUAUCAACAGUGGGUAGAAACUGAAAUAAGAUUAAAAACUGGAAAAACUAUAGAUAAUGAAGAAAUUAAAAUUAUAGAAAAAGACAGUUUGCGAUGGCAAAAUGUUCUUCUUCGGCUGAUGAAUAUCACUCUUUACCUAGCUGAAAAUAAUAUGGCUUUUCGAGGGAGUUCGGAUAAACUGUUUACGCCUCAAAACGGCAAAUUCUUAGGACUAAUACAGAUGCUUGCAAAAUUUGAUCCUGUGAUGCAAAAGCAUUUAGCACUUGCAGUAAAAGGUGACACUUCAGACCAUUAUUGCGGGAAAAAUAUUCAAAAUGAGUUAAUAGAUUUAAUGUCUCAAAAGGUUAAUGAUGAAAUAAUAAACCGAAUCUUGAAAGCCGUUUACUAUUCAAUCAUUGCUGAUUGUACACCUGAUAUUUCUAGAAAAGAACAACUUUCUCUUACUAUUCGAAUUGUUGACUUGUCAUUAGACAUUAGAGUGGAAAUUAAAGAGUACUUUUUAGGAUUCUUUUCUGUUUCUGAUUCUACAGGCUUAGGACUUACCGAGGUUUUAAUCGAGUUGCUAACUAAGCAUGGACUUGAAAUCUCUAACUGCAGAGGUCAAGGGUAUGAUAAUGGAUCAAAUAUGAAAGGAAAGAUUAAUGAUGUACAAAAAAGGAUUUUAAAUCUUAAUCCUUUAGCAUUAUAUGUUCCUUGCGGCAACCAUAGCUUAAAUUUGGUAAUAAGUGACUCUGCACGGUCUUCAGUAAAAUCUAUAGCUUUUUUCGGUAUUCUUCAGAGAUUGUUUACUCUAUUCUCAGCUUCAGUGAGCCAAUGGAAAAUUUUAAUUGAUCAUGUUAAAAUUUUGCAUUUAAAGAAACUCUGUGACACGCGGUGGGAAGCAAAAAUAAGUAGUGUUAAAGCCGUUCGUUAUCAAGUUGGUAAUGUACAUGACGCUUUGAUAGUAUUGUCAGAAAUUGAAGGAUGUAAUCCUGAAACUGCACAUGAAGCGAUAACUCUAGGAGAGCAAUUAAAAGAUUUUAGCUUUCUUGUCUCUUUAAUUGUCUGGUAUGACGUUCUUUUUCAAGUCAAUAUUGUUAGUAAAACUCUUCAAGAAAAAGACAUGGACAUCACUCAAUGUGCAAAGUUAUUGAAAAGCUAUUGUUCAUUUUUAGAAAACUAUAGAAAAUGUGGUUUUAAAGAUGCAAUUAUAAAAGCAAAGGAUUUGGCUAUAGAAUUACAAGUGGAGCCUGUUUUUAAACCACUUAAAAGAAUAAUACGAGUGAAACGCCAUUUUGACGAACCAGUCCAAGAUGGGAUUUAUUUAUUUUCUCCUGAAAAAAAAUUAGAAAUCGAUUUCUUCAAUCCUCUUUUAGACACGUCUUUAAUUUCAAUGAGAGAAAGAUUUAUACAGUUGGAGAAUUAUUCCGAAGUUUGGGGUUUUUUGUAUAAUGUCGAUAGUUUGCAAAAAAGAGAAGAAAUUCUAAAAUCAUGUUUAGCUCUUCAAAGUAAACUUACCGUAAAUCUAAAAUCGGACUUUAAUGGUAUUCUCCCUUGCGAUGAACUGAUGAGCAUUAAACCUUUUCUUUCUGAAAUGGUCAAGGAUAAAAUUACUCCUAUUAUUGUUUUAAACUUUAUAAAACAGCACAAAAUGCAAGAUUUGUAUCCAAACACAUGGAUUGCAAUGCGAAUUUUGCUAACAAUACCUGUCACUGUAGCGAGUGGAGAAAGAAGCUUUUCCAAAAUGAAACUAAUAAAAACCUAUCUGCGGUCAACAAUGUCGCAGGAUAGACUUUUAGAUACUCUGCUUUGGUCAGUUUUAUGGUAUUUCUUACUUCUAAUUUUUUAUUUUGUUUAUCAAUAUUUCAUCUUUACAUAAGCUGUUUUUAUUAUAUUUUAUUACAUAUAAAAUAAAAGCUUUUCUUUUUGAGAAUGUUUUAAUAACAAUGAUGAGGAUUCUUAAAGGCAGCGUGGGGUAAACGUAGUUUUGUGGAGUUUCUUUAUAGAAACAUAUAUACGCAUAGAUACGUUUUGGAAAGAAGAGAAGCUAAUCUUUCUUUUUUUUAAACUUUUAUGUAUGGUUACUAGACUUUUUGACAGAUUAUUUUGCUCCUGAAUAUUUGGUUGAUGUUUUCACAUGAAUUUGUAGUCGAAGUCAUGUCGUGUCCGCUUUUUUUGUUAUUCAGGCAAUUUUUGACAUGCAUUUUCUAUUUAUGUACCAAAUUUCAACGAAAAAUAUUUGGGAGCAGAUAUGUUACAAGGUGCUUUAUUAAAUAUACUGCUUUUUUUAGGUAGGGUUAGACAAACGUUUUUUGUGGUGUUUCUUUUUAAAAACAUAUAAAACAAAAGUUAUAUUUGGAAAGAAGAAAGUCUAUCAAGGCAGAUAUUCUGCACACACACAAAAAAAGGAUCCAAGAUAGCUUGCUAAAGGUUAGACCUAAGUAUUUAUUUAUUGCUCAAAAGAGUUUUUAACUUUAUCCAGAGUUGUUUGUUGCUUGAUUUUAGUUAAAUCACUCAUAUUGAGUAACAACUUUAAGAGUUGACUCGAAAUGGAAAAGAAAGGAAAGACCCAGUGGGCACACGACGGAAAAAAGACGUCUUAUGUACGUUCAGUUCACGUCCGCUCGAUUUGUUCACAAUAAGAACUAUAAUAAGACGUCUUAUGAACGUCUUUUUCUCGUCCGUUCCGAAAAUAAGAACAUUUAUCACUUUCAGUUUUGAAAAACCUUUUUAUUAUGUCUAAUGACGCGAAUGUCAUUAUUAAAAGGUGUUUUAAUAAUGGCGCCAUUUUUAUAAGGUGUUUAAAUAAUGGCGAUUCUCGUAUGAAUUACUUUUUAGAUAAUUGUUAGAUAACAUAUGUGUUUUGUAUUUAUAUAUGUAUAUAGAUAAAUAAAAUAUACAAAGAUUGUUUA